Perkinsus marinus ATCC 50983 is the source of this 923-nucleotide messenger RNA. RefSeq lists its product as hypothetical. Bases 1 to 909 code for a protein of 302 amino acids. Gene Ontology annotation, molecular function: hydrolase activity, acting on acid anhydrides, in phosphorus-containing anhydrides. The record is from RefSeq and is a predicted model, not a curated record. NCBI's taxonomy places the organism in Eukaryota, Perkinsozoa, Perkinsida, Perkinsidae. The transcript is spliced from 8 exons. Gene Ontology annotation, cellular component: mitochondrion.
AUGUCAACUUCCCUGCUGAUCCAUGACCUACGAUCCCGAUCCAAAACUGACAGGAUCAUGGGAGAUAAGAUAUGCAUGGUCCGUCGUAGUGGGAACAGUCGGUUCAUGCCACACGCGCUGGUGUUCCCUGGAGGCAAACUGGAGGAGGAAGACGAACGAUGGGCGAGGGAGUAUAUGGCUGGCAGGAGCAAUCGCUGUUGUUGCUCCCGUUGCCACCCGGGCGAUACCACCGACGUAGCUUUUCGACGGUGCGCGUUACGCGAGCUCAAAGAGGAGACUAGUAUCGAGCUGGACAUCUCGGAGGCCAUCUCCCGAAUGGUCUAUCUAUGCCAGUUCCAGACGCCAGAUUAUGAAGCGCUGAAGACCAGGAAAGGCGGCUUCAUUACGCGCUUUUACGUCUACGCUAUAGACAGCCACAGUAAGGCUGCGCAAAGUGCUCGAGAGGCCGCAGCUUCCGAUGGGUCAGAGACGACUCAACUCGUGUGGCGAACACCUUCACAGAUUCUUAUGGAGUACAAGACCAGCGGCGGUUUGACUUUACUACCACCUCCCCAAUGGCACACACUGACUAUGCUGCAGAGUGUCGCUCCAUUGGGCCCCGAGGCGAUUGCUGCUCGCGCGAGGCAACUCUCACGGAGCUACUUCAGAUACCCUAUCAAACCACGGCCGAUCCCGGAAAUUUCUACUCCUUCUCAAAUCGUCUUAGCCUAUCCAGGGGACCACCAGCAUGACAUUUUCAAGCCUACUGAUUCUCAGUGGAAGUUCAGGUUGACAUUCUGCACUGGGAGAGCGAAAAAGGAUUGGCGGCAGAUUUCGGUUGAAAUUUCCCCCGAGUUGAUAAGAAUCUUGGAGUCUGAUAACGUUCCCGAGUUCUGUACAAAACAUGUUCUACCUCAUUCGAGUUUAUAAUUGUACCUCUUUUC